AUGCUCUCCUUUCUGAGACUAGAGUCAGCUUCGGACAACGAGAGCCCUCGAUUGAGCGAGAUACAGGCCCUUCGUCCCCUUGGUGACCGCCAAGAUGUCCUGAUUCUCUCAUGUUGCUGGCAUCCAGAUAUCCCCAAUAUCAUUGCUGUCACUGCCUCUAGUAACGAAGUCCAUGUACUUCGACUCGAUGAAUCGUGGAACGUCAUCCCUGGUGAGAGUUUGAUUCACUGUCACGAUGACCAGGCCUGGACAGCCGUAUUCGCUCGUCGACCCCAGGAGUCUGCCGAUAUGCAUUCAUUCGAGAUUUUCUCUGGGGGCGAUGACUUCAAACUCCUUAGCAGCACGUGCGAAUUCGACUCUGCUGGAGCCUUGUCCAUCCCAGAGGCAACCAGACAAAUUGGACGACAUGACUAUGGAGUCACUGCUAUCCUGCCGUUGCACCUGAGUCAAGAAACACAGGAGGCUAUUCUGGUGACCGGAAGCUAUGAUGACCACAUCAGAGUAUACGUUGUCGGACUGGCGUCUCGGCUACUUGCAAAGCUGGAUCUAGGUGGUGGUGUUUGGAGGUUGAAGACAAUUUCUUUUGAGGCUGAUGAUGAUGGCCUUGGAAGUUGGAAUGCAACAAUUUUGGCGUCUUGCAUGUAUGCAGGCGCCAGGGUGGUCAAGUUUUCCGGUGACUGGUACCAAUGCAAGAUUGAAAUUCUAGCACGUUUCGAGGAGCACGAAAGCAUGAAUUAUGGCAGCGACUUUCGUAUUUCAAGAGACGGAAAGUUGGUCCGUAUCAUGUCAACCAGCUUUUAUGACAAGCGGUUGUGUUUGUGGGAGUUCUCCGAGGCUCAUUGA
This is a messenger RNA of Pestalotiopsis fici W106-1, 843 nucleotides long. RefSeq lists its product as uncharacterized. Bases 1 to 843 code for a protein of 280 amino acids. The record is from RefSeq and is a predicted model, not a curated record. Lineage: Eukaryota; Fungi; Ascomycota; Sordariomycetes; Amphisphaeriales; Sporocadaceae. The transcript has a single exon. Gene Ontology annotation, molecular function: protein binding.